GCCAGAAGUAGAAAAGCAGCGAGUUCUUCAACAUAGAAAUCUCUCCAUUGAAGCCCCUGCAUAAAAACAAUGUCCGCCAAAAUCCUCGUCAUCGGCGCCGGCGAACUCGGCACGCAAGUCCUACACUUCCUCGCCAACCACCCCAACCGCAACCCCACCGACACCCAAAUCUCCGUCCUCCUACGCCCCUCAACCCUUUCCUCAACGGACCCAACUAAGAUCGCCAAGAGCACCGCCCUCGGAAACCUCUCCAUUGCCCUGGUUCCCGGUGACAUUGCCACCGCCAGCGAAUUAUCCCUCAGCACACUCUUCAAGAACUACGACACAGUCAUAGGAUGCACGGGCUUCGCCGCGGGCCCAGGGACGCAGAUCAAGCUCGCGCGCGCGGUGCUCGCUGCGGGCACCCCAAGAUAUAUCCCCUGGCAGUUUGGGGUGGACUACGACGUGAUUGGGCGCGGGUCCGCGCAGGACCUGUUUGACGAGCAGCUGGAUGUCCGCACCCUUCUCCGCUCCCAAAGUAAAACGAAAUGGGUGAUUGUGUCUACAGGGAUGUUUACCUCGUUCUUGUUUGAGCCUGGAUUUGGGGUUGUGGAUUUCGUCGCGAGCCAGGUUGUUGCGCUGGGCGGGUGGGAGAAUCGUGUUACUGUUACUGCUGUUGAGGAUAUCGGGAAGUUUACAGCGGAGAUUGUGCUGGGGAUUCACCAGUCUGAAGAGGUGUUUGCAAAUCAGCCUGUGAGGGUUGCGGGGGAUACGAUUAGUUAUGGGCAGCUGGCGGAGUUGGUGGAGCGGGUUACAGGCAGGAAGUUUACAAGGAAAGUCAGGACGGUACAGGCUGCGAAGGAGGAUCUGAAGCGUGAGCCCGGAAAUGCGCUAUACAAGUACCAGGUUGUGUUUGGGGAGGGGAGGGGAGUGGCCUGGGAUUUGGAGGAAACGUGGAAUUACAAGUUGGGUAUCAAAGGGGUGAUGGCGGAGGAGUGGGCUAGGAAGAAUUUGAGGGUUUGACUGGCGCUCUGAGUUUUUUACUAGGAUGAGGUUGUAGAAAAUAUCCAGGGUUUCGUUUAUUUCUCAGAACACACAUCCCUCUUGAUGGUGAUGGCUAUACUACAU
This is a messenger RNA of Aspergillus calidoustus, 1107 nucleotides long. The record is from the annotation of a GenBank genome assembly. Lineage: Eukaryota; Fungi; Ascomycota; Eurotiomycetes; Eurotiales; Aspergillaceae.